Molecule: messenger RNA, 996 nt
Organism: Gastrolobium bilobum
Lineage: Eukaryota; Viridiplantae; Streptophyta; Magnoliopsida; Fabales; Fabaceae
Product: transcription factor MYB41-like
Exons: 2
Coding region: 1-996 (331 amino acids)
Source: RefSeq, a predicted model, not a curated record
AUGGGCAGGUCCCCAUGUUGUGACGAGAGAAGUGUAAAGAAAGGGCCAUGGACACCAGAAGAAGACGAGAAGCUUAUUGAUUAUGUCAGCAAACAUGGCCAUGGAAGUUGGGGAACACUUUCAAAACGUGCAGGUCUUAAUAGGUGCGGUAAGAGCUGCAGGCUAAGAUGGACAAACUAUCUGAGGCCUGAUAUCAAGAGAGGGAAAUUCACUGAAGAAGAAGAGCGAAUUAUCAUCAACCUACAUUCAGUUCUCGGAAACAAGUGGUCAAAGAUUGCAGCCCAUCUUCCAGGAAGAACUGAUAAUGAGAUCAAGAAUUUCUGGAACACCCUCAUAAGGAAAAAGCUUCUCAAGAUGGGUAUUGAUCCAGAAACUCACAAACCAAGGACUGAUUUCAAUCACCUAAUGAAUCUUUCUCAGUUGCUUGGGAUGUCAAACUUGGGAAAUGCUAUGAGUACUACUUGGGGCAACCCUCUUGGUUUACAUGCAGAUGUCACUCAGCUAGCCAAUAUACAGAUGUUACAAAAUAUGUUGCACAUUAUGAACAGCAAUUCAUAUGUCAACAUGGGUAACCCUUACCUCUUAGGCAAUCCCAGCCUCAACCCAUUCAAUGAAUUUCUCAAUGGAACAAACACCCUCCAAGCUAAGGAACCUGUUGUCUUGAGUGGUGAAGAAUAUGCAAACCCUGGUCUAUACUCUCAAGCACAAAGUGAGUCCUCUCUGCAGGAUAUUUCAAAAUCAUGGGCAGAUGCAGAAGGUGGAUCUCAUCCACAAGAUCUUGAUUACAACAAAAUUAGCAGCACUUUUGAGAAUCAAGCAGAAAAUCCAUUGCCUGCAUUAGUUGCUUUCUCUCCAAGAAUCAAACAAAUGGACAAUGGUUAUAAUAACACAGCUCAAACGUCCACCCAGUCAACUUCCAACACAAUCUUUGAUGACUGGGAGAAGUUCCUUGAUGAAGAAACAAACGGUUCCUACUGGAAAGAGAUUCUAGAGUAA